Messenger RNA from Acanthamoeba castellanii str. Neff, 1314 nucleotides. RefSeq names its product glycine cleavage Tprotein (aminomethyl transferase) domain containing protein. Gene Ontology annotation, molecular function: protein binding. The transcript is spliced from 6 exons. The coding region runs from base 1 to 1314 and encodes 437 amino acids. The record is from RefSeq and is a predicted model, not a curated record. Gene Ontology annotation, cellular component: mitochondrial matrix. NCBI's taxonomy places the organism in Eukaryota, Discosea, Longamoebia, Acanthamoebidae.
AUGUCGCGAGCCGGUCGGCUUCGCGCGUGGUACCGCUCCACAGAGGUCGUGAGAGGCGCCGUGGUGGGGAAGCGGGGCAUUCAUCACGCCGCCCCACUCUGGCUCGUGGCACGAGAGGCUCCACCACUGGAACAGCCCGCCCCGCCGCCCCUGGGGUGGUGGGUGGGGGAAGUGGGUGGGAGGGCCAUCGUGGAGGUGCGAGGACGAGACGCGGCGCGUUUCUUGCAGGGCCUCACCACCAACGACCUCCUCGCCGCCGCCGCCACCAGCAGAGCUGGCCGGGAGGAGGGGCGCUACACGGCCUUCCUCACUCCCACCGGCCGCUUGCUGGCCGACGCCCUCGUGUGCCAGCUUCCCCCCGGCCAGCAGCAGCAGGGCCAGCAGGAGGGAGAGCAGACGUUCCUCGUGGAGUGCGACGCGCGGGCCGCGCCCGGCCUCGUGGUGCACCUGCGCCGCUACCGCCUUCGCGCUCACGUCGACAUCACUCCUCCGGCCCAGCGGCCAGCGGCGGACGAGUGGGCAGUGGGCGCAGUCCUCACACGUGGCCACGUCCAGAGCAGCAGCAGCAGCAGCAGCAGCGGCGGCGGGUCCGGCGAGGCCACGCCUAGCCCGAGAGACUCCCUGCUCCAGUGCCUGCGGUCCCACGCCCCUUCCCUCCCCUGCUUCGCCGACCCACGUACGGCAGCGAUGGGCAUACGGGUGUAUCACCGGCGGAGCAGCAGCUUUGCGCCCCCGCCGGGUUUGGCGGAGGCCAGUGCCAAAGAGUACCGACUCCAUCGAAUCCUGCACGCCGUGCCGGAAGGCAUCGACGAACUUGAGCCCAACGUGGCGGUGCCGCUCGAGUGCAAUCUAGAUGCCCUCAACGGCGUGUCCUACGAUAAAGGCUGCUAUUUGGGUCAGGAGCUCACUUCACGCGUCCAUCACACAGGCGUCAUACGGAAACGUCUCAUGCCGGUCAUGUGCUUUUCGCCCGAGGACGAGGCAAGAGAGAAGGAGCUUCGGGUCGCAGAGCGAUUGCUCGAUUUUGUGCACGGGAGGGACCAACCAUCGUUGGAGAGAGAUCACCUGUUGCCGUCUGUCUUGCGAGAGCUGCCCUCGCUCGCUACCACGAACAUAGCGUCUGACAAAACGGAGCUGUUCCUCGUCGGGGCUGACGGCACGCCAGAGCGACGCCAAGUCGGGCGAUUGUGUGGCGGUGUUGAGGCCGGGCUCGCAUACCACAGCCGUUCUCACUCCCUCCACAACUACUGCUCCUUUCUUUCUGGCCAAGCCCUUGUGGCCGCCACCGUACCCGCUGCCAUGACCGCGACGUAA